GUCUAUCGAAAAUAACGCCAGUGGGAAAAAUGGACAAAAAAAUCUCAUCCACAUCGCAACCGCGUAUUUUGAAGAAGAAGCAUUUUAGGGUAAAACACCAAAAAGUAAAGCUUUUUCGUGCUAAUGAGCCCAUUCUUAGCGUUUUUAUGUGGGGCAUUAACCAUACAAUAAACGAGUUAAGUCAUGUCAACAUACCAGUAAUGUUGCUGCCAGAUGAUUUUCGAGCAUACUCGAAAAUAAAAGUUGACAAUCAUUUGUUCAACAAAGAGAAUAUGCCGUCACAUUUUAAGGUGAAGGAGUAUUGUCCCCUUGUAUUUCGCAAUUUACGUGAGCGAUUUGGAGUUGACGACGUUGAUUAUCGCGAAUCUUUGACUAGGUCGCAGCCAUUGGGCAUCGACUCAUCGGGCAAGUCAGGUGCACAAUUUUAUGAGAGCUACGAUAAAUUCUUUAUAAUUAAGAGUCUUACAUCUGAGGAAAUUGAACGCAUGCAUGCCUUUCUCAAACAUUAUCAUCCAUAUGUUGUUGAGAGACAUGGAAAAACACUAUUGCCACAAUAUUUGGGCAUGUACCGGAUUACUGUGGAGAGCGUCCAGUAUUAUUUCGUUGUAAUGAGGAAUGUUUUCAGCUCUCAGUUGACCAUACAUAAAAAAUUUGAUUUGAAAGGUAGUACUGUAGAUCGCGAGGCUUCAGAAAAAGAGCUUGAAAAGCAUUUACCUACAUAUAAGGACAACGACUUCAUAAAGCAAAAAGUCAAAUUGGAGAUUGGAGAGGAACCUAAGAAAAAAUUGUUGGAUACUCUAAACAAUGAUAUUGAUUUGUUAACCAAGUUACAUAUAAUGGACUACUCUUUGUUGGUUGGUAUUCAUGAUUGUGUGCGGGCCGAGGAAGAGGCUCUACAGGGAGAUAGUGCGUUAGCAACCGGACGUAGCGAAAACAGUGAAAGCGAAGAGUGCGAUAGUGGUGAACGCUGGACGUAUAAUACACCACCCGAUUCGCCAAGAGGUGCACAAUAUAAGGAAGUUGUUUAUGAAGUUGAUAUAUAUGCGAUUCCAAGUAUUGAAGAGAGACGAGAAAUCUAUUUUAUAGCUAUUAUCGAUGUUUUAACACAAUAUGGAGUCAAGAAACAGGCUGCGAAAGCGGCAAAAACAGUUAAAUAUGGUAGUAAUGUUGAUGGAAUAUCGACGUGUGAUCCUGAACAAUAUGCCAAAAGAUUCCUGGAAUUUAUGGAUAAAGCUAUAGAAUAAGACAUUUAACUGUAUUUAUUAUUAUAUAUUUAAAAUAAACCCAUGUAUAAUAUAAUAUA
This is a messenger RNA of Drosophila navojoa, 1303 nucleotides long. It is a transcript of the gene PIP4K, whose product is annotated as phosphatidylinositol 5-phosphate 4-kinase. Gene Ontology annotation, molecular function: 1-phosphatidylinositol-5-phosphate 4-kinase activity; 1-phosphatidylinositol-4-phosphate 5-kinase activity. Gene Ontology annotation, cellular component: plasma membrane. The record is from RefSeq and is a predicted model, not a curated record. NCBI's taxonomy places the organism in Eukaryota, Metazoa, Arthropoda, Insecta, Diptera, Drosophilidae. Gene Ontology annotation, biological process: phosphatidylinositol phosphate biosynthetic process.